UUUUAUUGUGCAUUCAGUGGUCCGCUAUUUCAUUUGUAAAAAAAACAUGCUCAGGGGCGGGCAGCAAAGGGAUUUACACAAUAUUUCAGCGUCAAUGUUAGCUAUGGCUAGCGCGCUAACAAAUGUUAGCUUAAUCAUCGGGAGGGGGAGGCUCUUGCAGCGACGGCCAUCACGAAUGUCUUUAUCGCUCAAUCUUGUCUUGAACCAGUUGAGGCUGUGUCUUAUAGUAGCAUCGCGGUGAAAAGAUUAAUUGGUGCCGUCUGCUAGAUAUAUAUCCGCCUAGAGAUACUGUAUCAAACCGAUAAUCAGGCAAGCAUUGUUGUGACUGUAUGCAACAGCUGGUCACUGGGUGUAUGCAGUAUGAAGUACUGAAUAUCAAACAUUUCAACGCUCGAGGGUGUCAGGAUGAAAUUCCCAUGCAGUCCAAUAUGACGCACAUCACCUAGACAGUUUUAAUGCUAGAUGAGUGAGGUGGGUGUGGCUUCCCACCAGCCCGACCAUCCUGACUGACGGAUCUCUGGAUGACCUUGUCCCCACCCCUGUCCCUGCGCUCACAUACACCACAGCAAUGUCACAUCUGCCCAGCAGCUCAGUCCGCGACCAUAUGAAAUGGGCGGGGCUGCUUGGCUGCGAAGCUGUCCUCUCCAGUAUGGCCCUGAUGCAGGCCAGCUCCAUGGCUGCUCCGCCCAAAAAAAUGAUGGCUCCACUUGGCCAUGGACCACCGCAGAGAGAGGGACCUGACCGUGCUCCCCAGAGCCAUAUGAUCCUCCCAUCUGGAAUGAGCUGUCCACCUCUGCUUAUCCGGAAGGAAGGUGAAUUCCAAGCUCCCCGCCUGCUGGAUGAGAAGGAGAUGAGGGCCAACGAGGACAUGCAGCAGAAAAAAAAGAACAGGAAAUCAGUGACGCCCUGUAAAGUGAGAGAACAAGAAGGAAGGGGAGGGAAGGGCACAGGUGGAGAUGAGAAUGGUCCAUCAUCCAAAGUGCAGAAAAACUUUAUUUGUGAUCACUGUUACGGAGCAUUUAGGAGUGGAUACCACCUGAAGAGACAUAUCCUCAUUCACACAGGGGAGAAGCCGUAUGCUUGUGCCGUAUGUGACAUGAGGUUUAUUCAGCGUUACCACCUGGAGAGACACAGCCUCAUUCACACGGGAGUGAAGCCGUACGCUUGUUCCAUGUGUGACAUGAGGUUUUUCCAGCGUUACCACCUGGAGAGACACAGACUCACUCAUACGGGGGUGAAGCCAUACGCUUGCUCCAUGUGUGACAUGAGGUUCUUCCAACGUUACCAUCUGGCAAGACACAGCCUCACUCAUACUGGGGUGAAGCCAUACGCUUGCUCCAUGUGUGACAUGAGAUUUUUCCAACGCUACCACUUGGCGAGACACAGCCUCACUCACACGGGGGUGAAGCCAUAUGCUUGCUCCAUGUGUGACAUGAGAUUUUUCCAGAGAUAUCACCUGGCAAGACACACUCUCACCCAUACGGGGGUGAAGCCAUACGCUUGCUCCAUGUGUGACAUGAGGUUCUUCCAGCGUUACCAUUUGGCAAGACACAGCCUCACUCAUACUGGGGUGAAGCCAUAUGCUUGUACCAUGUGUGACAUGAGGUUUAUACAACGUUACCAACUGGAGAGACACAGUCUUACUCAUACAGGGGUGAAGCCGUACGCUUGCACCAUGUGUGACAAGAGGUUUUUUCAGCGCUACCACCUGGCGAGACACAGCCUCACUCAUAUGGGUGUGAAACCUUAUGCUUGCACCAUGUGUGACAUGAAGUUUUUUCAGCGUUACCACCUGGCGAGACACAGCCUCACUCAUACGGGUGUGAAACCUUAUGCUUGCACCAUGUGUGACAAGAGGUUUUUUCAGCGCUACCACCUGGCGAGACACAGCCUCACUCAUAUGGGUGUGAAACCUUUUGCUUGUACCAUGUGUGACAUGAGGUUUGUUCAGCGUUACCACCUGGCGAGACACAGCCUCACUCAUACGGGUGUGAAACCUUAUGCUUGCACCAUGUGUGACAAGAGGUUUUUUCAGCGCUACCACCUGGCGAGACACAGCCUCACUCAUAUGGGUGUGAAACCUUUUGCUUGUACCAUGUGUGACAUGAGGUUUGUUCAGCGUUACCACCUGGCGAGACACAGCCUCACUCAUACGGGGGUGAAGCCGUAUGCUUGUUCCAUGUGUGACAUGAGGUUUAUUCAGCGUAACCACCUGGAGAGACACAGCCUCACUCAUACGGGAGAGAAGCCAUUUGCUUGUGACAUGUGUGAUAUGAGGUUUAUCCAGCGCUACCACCUUGAGAGACACAAGCGUGUCCAUAGUGGGGAGAAGCCUUACCAGUGUGAACGGUGCCAGCAGAACUUUUCUCGGACAGACCGGCUGUUGCGGCAUCGGCGGUUGUGCCAGGGUCGCAGUGUAGCCAAAGUAGAGAACCAGCCGUGCUGCGAACCACGCCCAUAUCCCCAAGAACCCCCACCCGCACCCCCAACCUGGAGUCCCCUGCAUCCCCCCCCAGGCCGUCUGGCGGUCUGACAUUCCACCUUCCCUUCAUCCACAACACCGCCAGAAACAGGACAAGCCACAGGGUUUCUUCUUCUCAGCUCUGUGCUUAGUGGCGCCACACUCUAGCACAGACUGAUCUUGCAGCUCCAGUCUUGGGAUUACUAAUGACAGAGGGACAUUUGUGUUUUUGUUUCGUUGACUUUUUACUGUGUUUCCUUUUUCUUCCCCAUUUUUUUAAAGACGAGACUUUUCUGUGAUGAACAGUGGUCCUGUUUUGUACUUAAUCUAUUUGAUUUUUGCAAAAAGAAAAAGUUUUUAUUAUUGUUGAAAUAUAUCUGCAUUUGGUGGUACUGGGGAAGGGCAGUGGGUAUUGUUUAUCCUGACAUGUUAGCAACAAAAUGGGAUCAAGUGGUGAGGAAAAGUAUUUGAGCUUCUUUCUCAUUUUUCCUUGUGUGGCCCAUUUUGACGCAAAAGGAUUGUCACUUAGGUCAAAAUUCAUAAAACUGAACUGUCCUUUAAGGUAAAGCAAGGAAACCACUGUGUUGACAUCUCAUAUGGACCAGAUCUUGCUUUGCCUUUUGCAGCUAACAUAGCGUUAAGCAUUAAGACAUUUUGCUGAAAGCAGCAUCUGGUCUACUUUUUAACUCCAACAACAAGAUUUUCCUGACUUGAUCAUCACAGGAGGUACAGUUUUAAUGAUUACUUUGUGUAAAUAAUUGAAAAUGUUUAUUAUUAUUUCACUAUGGGACUUAAGUGGUGAUUUUUUUUUAAUGUACAAAAUGGGCCAAAAAGAAACUGAGAAUCUGAAUUUGGUUCAUAUAUGGUCAGUUACCACUGUUUCAGUGAAAUCAUGAGGAACUUUUGAGUGUGUUUCUAUAUUAAAAAAAAAAAAAAAAAAGUAAUGUCAGACAGUGCUUCAUAACUGUAAACCAGGACUUCCAAGACAUGGACCAAGAGAGGGCCACCUGCAGUUGACUAGUUUCGUGUCAGACAUGAAGGGUCGGGUCACGGGAGUAUCACAUGUGUACCUUGUGCUCUGUGCCGUGCAUGACAUGCUGAUGACUCAGGAAAUGGCAGCCUUAGCGAGUCCUCCUCUUGAGUUGUGCUAUUGUACCGACAGCUGUAUAUAUUUACAGUAUAUAUACAGAGGUCUCCAGUACUCCAGCAGAAAACUGUCUCUCCCAGCUCUGUCCAUAGAUCCUGGUCUAAAAUGGAGCAGGUUGGCCACUUAAAGUCCCAUUAUGUUGUUUGUACAGACUCUCACAUUGUGAGAUUAGUGGGGGUAUACAAAAUCUUGUGGCCUUAGUGUGUUUUUUUUGUUUUUUCAUUUGCCUUUUUCUCAACUGUUUAUUAUUGUGGAUCAGAUGUAUUUGCUAAGACAAGACAGCCUUUCAUCAUCAUGGUUUGUGUUUUGUUUUUGUUUUUUUUAAUUCUAUAGCUGUCAAGGUUACAGAAUGUGGAUGGCUUCAUUGGCGCUAAAACAGACUAACGUGUUGGAGAGAGGUUGUGUUUGCGAUGGUAAUGAAUAUUAUGGAUCGUUGUUACUGAUGACAGUGUAAGACAGUAUAUAAUCCUGAAGGAACCCCUGGGAGUUGGACAGUCCUUGUGAGAAGUCAGUAGUGCUAAGUUGUUUCCCACUGCAGUGCUUUGGCCGGUUGCAGGCCACAGCAGAAUCAGCACUUGCUUGACUCUGCUUCACACUAACAAUUGCCUUUUUUUUUUUUUUUUUUUUUUUUAUCCAAAUAUUAUGUGGUUGGUGUGUAAUAAUGGAUGUCUGUCAUGUCAUUGGGUUUAGCAUUAAGUAAGUGCGGAUACACAAAUAAUCAUUGUAGUACUAAAUGAUAUUGUAACGAACGAUUUCUUUUACCUAUGAUGAACUUUGAUCGUACUGUGUGGAAAAGUCUUUGACGGUCAGACAGCAGAGAGACGGUUGAUCAGAGCCACUGUGCUGCCUGUAGAAGAAUUUCUCAAACUUGACUCCUUUCUGUGACUGGGGAGUUUGUGACGGCACAGUGUUACCCGGACUGUUUUAACCCAGAAAUCAGUGCUGUGCGGGAGGCUUAGUCUACAAGACCGAACAUACGUGUGCAUAGCAAGACAUCACAACUGUUCUUUGAAGCCACGGCGAAUAACAGAUGGCUGAAAACCAUCAAGGGCGAAUUCAGAGGACUGCAGUCUGAUUUGAAAAGAUUUGAAAGACUUGUUUUUUUUUUUUUUUUUUUUAAUUUAAAGGUCCAGAAAAGAUGUAGAGAUGGAAUCCCAGGGUGCUUUAUCUGGUCUUUGAUUUGUAGGAUGAACAGAUGUUUGUGUUUGAUUACAAAUAAGUUGCAGAUUACUAAGCUAAGUGAUUUUUUUUCUUAACCUAGAAGUAUUAUUGGGAAGAAUUCUUUAUAUGGUCCAUUGAUAACAAGAAAAUGUUGUGUGACAGUUUAAGUGUGUACAGAGAGGGGAUUCAGUUUUAAGUGACACGAAAGGAUAAAGUAAAACCCAGUGGCAUUAAAGGGGCCAAGUUUGAGAAAUGCAUUAACUUACUCUGGAAACACUAUUCCAAAUCUGUGGAAGGGAUACUGCUGGCACGAGCACAUUCUGAAAAUGGCUAAAGGGCAAUACGGUAUAUAGUUGACGUCACUUGUUAAUACCUUUUUGUCAUUUAUUGUUUUUUAGUAUUAUCAGUCUCAUUGUUAAAAUGCAAUAGAAUCCUUGAGUCUCAGAUCAUUUGUUUAUAAGAUUGAGGUUUAAUUUUUUUCAGACAGAUCAAAGGAUUUAUUUGCCUGAGAAUUUCUCAUCACAUUUUGAUGAUUGUUUCAAGGACCUUUUUUUUUAUUAUUCUGAUGAAAUUGUAAACACUGGAGUGAAAGGAAAAAAAAAAGACAAAAAAGAGAGAUGGAUAUUUUUUUCCUUCAGACUGUACUAGAUUUUAGGUUUUAGACAAAGCCUAUUUCUCCUCAACUUGACACGGAAAGUGGACAGAACAAUUUGGAUCAGUACAGUUGAGAGCCCAGUAUGUUCCGUAAUUUUAACAUUAGAGGCAGUAGUACCACAAGAAAAUGUUUUCUUUCUUAUACAAAGUCCCUGGUAUUUGUAGUAAAUUAUAUUGAUAAUGGUAUUAGAUGAACAACAGCAUAACAGUAGCUAUCACAGAUUAGUUGUUUUCUUUAUUAGUCUUGCAUGCAGAGUUAUGGUCCUCAGUUAAGAUAGGAUCUUGAUAUUGAUUAUUUUGUGUAGGAAAAUGAGUGCAUAAGAAUAACUUCCUAAAAAAAAUGUUACAAUGAUUAUUGUAAAAUGGGCUAACUAAUAUGUACCCUUGUGAUCCAAUUAGUUUCAACUGUAUGAAAAUCAGAGGAGAGGCUUCUUACUAUUAUGCUGAAAUAAAAGAAUUUGUAAAGGA
Messenger RNA from Toxotes jaculatrix (banded archerfish), 5891 nucleotides. RefSeq names its product zinc finger protein 740a (gene znf740a). Gene Ontology annotation, molecular function: DNA-binding transcription factor activity, RNA polymerase II-specific; RNA polymerase II cis-regulatory region sequence-specific DNA binding. Gene Ontology annotation, biological process: regulation of immune system process; negative regulation of transcription by RNA polymerase II; regulation of cytokine production. Gene Ontology annotation, cellular component: nucleus. The transcript has 22 exons. The coding region runs from base 569 to 2533 and encodes 654 amino acids. NCBI's taxonomy places the organism in Eukaryota, Metazoa, Chordata, Actinopteri, Toxotidae. The record is from RefSeq and is a predicted model, not a curated record.